ACCGCUGGGUAGUUGGAGUCGGUGUAACUGCGGACCCCCCGAUAACUGACAGUUCACCGUGAAGAAGAAUAAAACAAAAACAAAGUGUAUCGAGAUAGUGCAGGAAAUUUGGAAUUUAUACUAAAAUAAUUAAAAGUUCAGUGUAAGGAAAUGAUCGGUUGAAUUUAGGGAAUCUAUUUACGCAAUUUAACCCUUCGUAUCACACGAGGACUGAGGACCCAAGGCGCAGACAUUACAUCGUAUUGCUUUGUACGGGUAUAAUUUGUAAGUAUCUGGAAGAAGACAAAGGAAAAUUACUAAUUGAAGAUUGAAAAUACAGGAAGAAGAAGAGGAAAGGAUCAGAAAGUAUCAAGGAGAAUUCAGGAAUGAUCGAAGUCGUAAGGAAGGAGGAAACUAUUAGAGUGAGUAGAUUUAGUGCAAAUUAUAAAUCUGUAGCAAUUAAGAAAAUAAUGGCAAUAUAUUUUAGUUUUUGAGCUGCUCCGAAUAGCUGCUGCAAAAUAAAUAGUGUACUCGAACAAUCUCAAAAAUCUAAUACAGAGAUUUCGGUACCCUCUAUCACGAUGAGCGAGAGAUCCCUGGACCUAACGACGACGGCGUGUGCGGAGUGUGGAAAAACGUCCACACGGGAUGAAAAGAUGAUUGCCUGUGACAGCUGUGAUUGCUGGUUUCACAUACGUUGUGUGGGAUUAACAACGGUACCGAAAAAAGACAAGAAAUGGUUCUGUAAGGAGAUUACCUGUGAACGCGUCUUCCAGGAAUACCAGAAACAGAAAAAAGCGUCUCGUACAAAGAAAAUUGCGGAAGAAUAUGACAAAUUGAGCACCAAAUCGACGGAUAAUCGUCCACCGUUGCCCGUACCCGCUGCCGUGGAAGAAAAGUUAGAAGCGAUGGAGAUAGAAAAUCAACGUUUGGAAGAAGAGAUGGAUGCGGAGAUGCUGUUGAAGGAAAAGGAAAUGGAGAUGAAAAAUGCGUUGAAAAUAAGAAGAAUGCGAAUGGAGCAAGCGUUGCGUGAAAGAGAAUUGGAAAAUGAUCGACUGUUGCGCGAACAAGAGAUUGAAAAAAAGGAACUCGAACUUCAGCAAGAAUUGCGGGAAAAGGAAGAGCAUCUGGUCCGCAUGAAGGAAAUGGAAAGAGCGUAUCGCGAGAAAAUGUCCAGUGUUGACAGAGAACUACAGAAAGCAGAAAUCGUUGACAGUAAAAAUAUGGAGGGACAAUUGGAAACGACCAAAACAAAUAGGGAACCCAAUUCGUCCAAGCCAUCGGUUAUUGGUAAGUUGACGGAAGGGAACCUAGAACGCCUCGUGAAAUAUAAUGAGGAAACCAGCGAAGAAGAUGAGUGCUCAAGCAGCAGCGAUGACGAUUCGAGCGUCAAUGGCAAGGACGCUAGAGAUAAUGCCAGUGUUGCUCCAAGCAGACAGCAACGUGUCGGACCGAGUAGGGUGCAACUAGCUGCAAGAAGUGGCCUAACAAAAAAGCUUCCUACUUUCUCGGGGAAGCCUGAAGAAUGGCCUCUUUUCUUCGGAGCUUAUCAAGCAUCGAACGAAGCUUGUGGUUAUACGGAUGUCGAGAAUUUGGUGAGGCUCCAAGACAGCCUGAAAGGUGUAGCUCUGGAUGCUGUUCGGGGACAGCUUUUACUUCCGAGGUCAGUCCCAAGAGUAAUCGCGAAGCUCCGUCAGCUCUACGGUCGCCCCGAACAACUCUUACAAAGCCAUCUAGACAAGGUGCGAAAACUUGAACCGCCAAGAGCUGACAGGCUAGCCAGUUUCAUCCCAUUUGGAAACACGGUAGAACAGCUUUGCGAGCAUCUUGAAGCAGCGGAGCUUACACUGCACCUAGUGAAUCCGAUUCUGAUCCAGGAUUUGGUCAGCAAGCUCCCAGAUGGAGAAAAGCGCCAGUGGGUGCAGUAUAAGAGAAAAAAGAAAAUAGUAACACUGCGUACCUUUACCGACUUCGUCUCCAGAAUCGUGGCAGAUGCAUGUGAGGCAAAUGUCAACGUCGAUUACAAAUUAGAUACCAGGUCUACGGCCGACACAGCCGGAAGAAGCAAGCCGAAGGAAAAAGGCGCAGUAUAUAAUCACAGCGCGGUGAGUCAAUCGGAAUCCAAUGUGUUUGAACGCAAGAAACAAAAACCCUGCCGUGCAUGCCAGCGAGAAGAUCACCGUCUGCGGUUUUGCCAAGACUUCCGCGAUCUACCGCAUGCGGAUCGGAUGCGAAUUGUGACGAAAUGGAAACUCUGCAACAUUUGUCUCAAUGAUCACAGUGGUCAAUGUCGCUUCAAGAUUCGCUGCAACGUGGGUGAAUGUAGAGAACCGCACAAUCCACUAAUUCAUCCAAUAGGAAAUGUUGUAGGCAUGAGUGCAUACAUCAGAUCCGGCAGUUCCAUGAUGUUCCGGAUGAUCCCGGUGCAGAUUCAUUGUGGAGACAGAUCACUUACUGUUCUCGCUUUCCUGGAUGAAGGUGCAUCCGUGACGCUAAUUGAAAAUGAUCUGGCUGAACGGCUGGGACUCACAGGGGUGAGAGAGAAGCUGCUUAUCAACUGGACUUCUGACGUUUAUCGUGUUGAGAAAAAUUCAAGGCGAAUGAACGUGUGGACCUCAGCGGUGGGCGUUGGGGACUCGGAGAAGUUUUUAUUGCACACAGUUAACACUGUUGAAAAGCUGAUGUUGCCUCACCAGACGUUGGACGCUAAUGAGUUAUCGACACAGUACGAACACAUGCGCGAUCUACCAAUCGCAUCAUUCGAUGGUCGACCGGGUGUACUAAUCGGCCUUAACAACAUCCAUACUUUCGCCCCUUUGGAAGCAAGAAUUGGAACGACAAGGGAUCCGAUCGCUGUUCGCUGCAAGCUCGGUUGGACUGUAUAUGGACCGCGUCAAUUGAGUUCAACUUCUUCGGGCGGUUUUCUGGGGUAUCAUCAAGCAAUAUCUAAUGAAGAACUGCAUGAUAUCUUGAAGAGCCACUACUCGCUAGAAGAAUCAGUGGUUAAGGUGCAAGAAGAGUCGGCUGAGGAUCAACGAGCUCGAUUGAUCAUGGAGCGAACUACGAAACGAGUGGAAAAUCGUUUCGAGACGGGCCUACUCUGGAAAACGGAUGAGGUGAACUUCCCAGAUAGCUAUCCCAUGGCGUUGAAACGUCUGAAGCAGCUAGAAAGAAAGCUGCAGAAAUCACCAGAGGUGUAUCAAAAUGUUCGGCAGCAGAUAGCAGAAUUUCAAGAAAAAGAUUAUGCUCACUUAGCGACCGAAGAAGAAUUGACCGGUACCGGAAAAGAUAAAGCUUGGUAUCUUCCGUUAAAUGUAGUCAUAAAUCCGAAAAAGCCCGCUAAAAUUCGACUUAUUUGGGACGCGGCGGCAACCGUACAAGGGGUGUCGCUUAACACAAUGUUGCUGAAGGGGCCCGACUUACUCGCGCCUUUGGUAUCAGUGAUCAUCGGUUUUCGGGAGAGACGAAUCGCCUUUGGGGGAGACAUCCGAGAGAUGUACCAUCAACUAAAAAUUAUCUCAGAGGAUAAGCAAGCUCAACGCUUCCUUUUUCGGAAUGACAGCAGUGAGGCGCCAAAGGUAUAUGUGAUGGAUGUUGCUACCUUUGGUUCAACAUGCUCUCCAGCGUCGGCACAGUUCGUUAAAAAUCGUAAUGCGACAGAGUAUGCAAUACAGUAUCCUGAAGCAGCAGCAGCCAUCAUUGAUCGGCAUUACGUCGAUGACUAUUUCGACAGUGUCGAUACGAUCGAAGAGGCGAUAGAACGAGCACAGCAAGUGAAGUUUAUUCAUGAACAGGCUGGUUUUGAGAUGAGGAACUGGGUUUCGAAUUCUCCGGUGGUUUUAUCGGCUCUGGGCGAAAACAAAUCGUCGAGGUCGGUCGUUUUUCAGCAAAAUAAGCAGUCAUCCAGUGAGCGCGUGCUUGGAGUGUUCUGGGAUUUGAACCAAGAUGCGUUCGCGUUUUCCGUUACUCACCGUGCAGAGAUUAAAGCGUAUUUGUUUGAAGAAAAGCGGCCGACAAAGCGGAUCGUUUUAAGCUGUGUCAUGGGACUGUUUGACCCAUUGGGCCUGCUUUCGCCAUUCACGAUCCAUGGUAAAAUUCUCAUACAACAUCUCUGGCGAAAUGGAUGCGAAUGGGACCAAGAGAUCGAUGAACCAAAUUGGUGUUUGUGGAAACAGUGGACGGAGUUGCUGCCUAAAGUGGAAGCCCUACGCAUUCCGCGAUGCUAUUUGGGAGAUACUAUGUCUUUGUCGAUAGAGACGCUCGAGCUGCACAUAUUUACUGACGCGAGUGAAAACGCCUACGGUUGUGUUGCGUAUCUACGAUUGGUCGUUCAUGGAGCAGUGAAGUGUAGCCUGAUCAUGUCACGAGCCAAAGUCGCACCACUGAAGCGCCAGUCGAUCCCUAGGUUAGAAUUGAUGGCAGCAGUUCUGGGGGCCCGAAUGAGGCAAACUAUUAUGGAAACGCAUUCUUUGCGAAUCGAUCAAACCAUUCUGUGGACAGAUUCACGAACGGUACUGUCAUGGCUGCAGUCUGACCAGCAUAAAUUCAAGCAAUUUGUUGCGUUUAGAGUGGGUGAAAUUUUGGAAUUAACUCAUAUGCGAGACUGGAGAUGGGUGCCGACAAAGCAAAAUAUCGCAGAUGUGCUCACUAAGUGGGGUCGUAGUCCACCAUUACACAACGAAUCGGAAUGGGUCCACGGUCCCUCAGUACUGUAUCUACCGAGAGAGCAGUGGCCUUCUGCUGAAACAAUCGAGGAAACCUUAGAAGAAACUAGAGGCACUAUGCUGUUUCACGCGGUGGUCGAAGCCGAAACUAUUUCCAGCUGGACGAAACUAGUACGCGUGGUGGCAACCGUUAUGCGCUUCAUCUCCAACUGUCGACGUAAAAGAAUUGGUUUGCCGAUAGUGACUUAUCAAUCAUCAGAGUACCACUGUCGGUUGAUCCAAGCGGAGUAUUCGACAAUCAAGAAACCGCUUCAGCAGGAGGAACUUCAAAAGGCAGAAACCGUUCUGUGGAGGCAAGCACAAUUCGAGAGUUUUCCCAAUGAAAUGAAUACUCUAACAAGGAAUCUACAAAGGAAAGAUGAUCAGCCACAGGAGAGGAUUGAAAAAUCUAGCACUCUGUAUAAAAAAUCACCGGUGUUAGACGAAGAAGGCGUUCUGAGAGUACGCGGCCGAUUGGAGACGAACGAGGAGCUGCCCUUUGACAUGAGAUUCCCAAUCAUCCUAUCUGCAAAACAUAACAUCACGAAAAAAAACUGUAUUUAA
This is a messenger RNA of Topomyia yanbarensis, 5246 nucleotides long. RefSeq lists its product as uncharacterized. Bases 561 to 5246 code for a protein of 1561 amino acids. Lineage: Eukaryota; Metazoa; Arthropoda; Insecta; Diptera; Culicidae. The transcript is spliced from 3 exons. The record is from RefSeq and is a predicted model, not a curated record. Gene Ontology annotation, molecular function: nucleic acid binding.